This is a messenger RNA of Callorhinus ursinus (northern fur seal), 1362 nucleotides long. RefSeq names its product F11 receptor (gene F11R). The record is from RefSeq and is a predicted model, not a curated record. Lineage: Eukaryota; Metazoa; Chordata; Mammalia; Carnivora; Otariidae. Gene Ontology annotation, biological process: intestinal absorption; establishment of endothelial intestinal barrier; regulation of membrane permeability. Gene Ontology annotation, cellular component: bicellular tight junction.
GAGCCGGGCGGAGCUCAACCCGGUGGCUGCAGUUUAGUCCCCGAGCGGCUGCGGGUGAAGCUGUCUCACCCCGCGGGGCUCUAGUCGCCGUGUCGUAUCGGUACCCUGAUCGUCAUGGGGACGGAGAUGAGAACAGGGAGGAAACUGUUGCUUCUCUUCACAUCGGUCAUCCUGUGCUCCCUGGCGUGGGGCAAGGGUUCAGUAUACACUUCGGAACCUGAAGUCCGAGUUGCUGAGAACAAACCUGCCAAGUUGUCCUGCUCCUACUCCAGCUUCUCGUCUCCCCGUGUGGAGUGGAAGUUUGCCCAAGGUGACAUCACCAGCCUUGUUUGCUAUAACAACAAGAUCACGGCUUCCUAUGAGGACCGAGUUACCUUCUCACAUAGUGGCAUCACUUUCCACUCUGUGACCCGGAAAGACACGGGGAUGUAUACGUGUAUGGUCUCUGAGGAAGGCGGCAACACCUAUGGGGAGGUCACCGUCAAGCUCAUUGUGCUUGUGCCUCCAUCCAAGCCUACGGUCAACAUCCCCUCCUCUGCCACCAUUGGGAGUCGGGCAGUGCUGACCUGCUCUGAGAAAGACGGCUCUCCCCCUUCUGAAUUCUACUGGUUCAAGGACGGGGUCCUGAUGCCUACAGAACCCAAGAGCAACCGUGCCUUCAGCAACUCUUCCUAUAGCCUGAAUCACAAGACAGGGGAGCUGGUCUUCGAUCCCGUGUCAGCCUCUGAUACUGGAGAAUACACUUGUCAGGCACAGAAUGGGUAUGGGGCCCCCAUGAAGUCAGAUGCUGUGCACAUGGAAGCUGCGGAGUUGAAUGUGGGGGGCAUCGUGGCAGCUGUGCUCGUCACACUCAUUCUCCUUGGAUUCUUGAUUUUGGGCAUCUGGUUCGCCCAUAGACGAGGCUACUUUGACAGAACAAAGAAAGGGACCUCGAGCAAGAAGGUGAUUUACAGCCAGCCCACUGCUCGCAGUGAAGUGAGUGUGCUACCCUGGGACGAGGAGGGGGCUUCUAGCCUGUGUCUACAGCCCACUUAGUUCUGUCUUCCCAUGGGAAGUGCCACUGGGAUCCUCUUACACCGUCCUAAACACAAGAAGACCGACACCAGCUGUGUCUAGGAAAACCCAGGAGCUUUGGUUAUGGAGAGCAUAGUGAGCUUUCAUGGGACAUGGAGCAGAAGAGUUUUAAAACCACUGAUCUAAAGAAAAGGAAGCUGGAGCUGGUAGCCAUCACCCUUGGCUGGAGCAACUGGAUGGACGCUGUUGAGACGUCUGCAGGGCUGUGGGAAUGUGUGUAGUAGUCUUAGCUCUUUGCCGAGCGCGUGUGUGUGUGUGUGUGUCUGUGUGUGUGUGUGUGUGUGAGAG